AUGUCGGGCAAGCAUGAGCAGCUCCUGGACAAACUCAACGAUCGUCUCAGAGACGAUGACGCCAAGUACAAGGACCUCGUGCUCGAGGUCCAGUCGAAGAGAGCUAAGGUAGCACAGGCUGAGGCCCGCGAGCUGCAGCUGCUCAAGGUGAUGGAGCUGAGGAGCAAGGAGAACGUGAUGCUGCGCAAGAAGAUCUCCGAUCUCGAGGAGAUGCUUGAGUGCUCCAUCUGCAUGGAGCGACCGGCCUCGCACGCCUUCGACUGCGGACAUUGCUUUUGCUGCCACGACUCCUGCUCCUCCUCCUCCCUCACUCGAUGCGCCAUCUGCCGCACAAGCAUCGGCUCCAAGGUGAAGCUGCGAGGUAAGCUCUCCUCUCUCUCGGGGGACCUCCGCGGCAUCGCCAGCCACAGGCAGGCGGAGGAGAACCUGGAGGCGGCGACGAGCGCGCGCCUGCGGUUCGAGGAGAGGAUGAGGCAGCAGCUGGCAAACCUUGCGCGGGGGCUGGCGCGGGCGAGGGAGGAGAGCAAGGGAGUGAAGGAGGCGUCCUUACGGCAGUCGCGCGAGACAGAGGAGGUGCUGGAGAAGCUCGAGAGGAGCGUGGAGGAGGUGGAGCGAGUGAGCUUGUUCGUCCUGCGAUCGUUCGGGCAUGUUAUGCUGGAGAAGCGAGUCAAGGAAGUGAGCUUCUCCUAUGCAACUGUCAUGUCGGACAAGAAGCCGCUGGAGCUCAUCGAGCAUGCGGCGAGCAAGGAGGACGUGAAGUCCAUCCUCAAGCAGAUGGCUGUCCACCUCGAUGACGCCAGGGUGCAGGAGAAGUCGUGCCGCAGCCUGUGCAACCUCCUCCUCCCUCCCUCCUCUCCCUCCUCUCCCUCCUCUCCCUCCUCCUCCUCUUCCCCCCCCCCGGCCGUCUCCUCCUCCAAGUUAGACGAGUUCAAGUCUGCCUUCGGGCCCGAGCUGGUGGCGACGGCGAUGAGGAACCACGAGGACAGCGAAGGCCUGCAGGCCCUGGGCUGCUCCCUCCUCAAGACCGUCGCUGAGCUGGACUUCAGCUGGCUGUUCCGGGUGAACCUGCUGGUGGAAACCUUGUUCUCUACCCUCGUCAACUUCUACGAGUCCUCAAGAAUCCGCCGCGACGCCUCUGCCGUCCUCCUCCUCCUCUCGUCCUCCUCUCCCCUCCUCGUCAAGAUCGCCAUGCUCACUGGGCUGUCGGAGGCGAUGGGGCGGGUGGGAGAGGAGGAGGAGCUGCUGCUGUUGUGCUGCACGCUGGUCCGGAACAUGUCGCUGGACGAGGAAGGGAAGGUGCACGUGUGUCUCAACGGGGGGAUAAAGCUGGUGGUGGAGGCCAUGGCGGCGCGAGGAGGGAGCGAGAGGAUUCAGAUGCAGGGAUGCGGCGCGUUGAUGAACAUGGCGGGGAACAGCAGCAGCCGCGUGCCGCCUUCCGUCAUGCACAUCAUCCACACCAUCAUCGCGAGCAGCAGGACGGUAGAGACGAUCAUUGACUCGAUGCUCCUCCACUCCUCCUCGCUCGACGUUCACAUGCAUGCUCUAGCCGCCAUCCGCAACCUCGCGUGGAGCAAGGAAGUGAAGGCCGUCCUCCCUCCCUCCCGCUGCAUCGCCGCCAUCGUCACUUCCAUGGAGAAGUUCGCGGGGAACAGAAGCGUUCAGGUCCAUGGCUGUGCGGCGCUGAAGAACCUGUCGUCCAACGCGGAAGGGAACAAGAUCCUGAUAGGAGAGGAAGGAGGCCUCGCCAUCCUCCUCCUCGUUCUCCGCCGCCACCUCGACCACCCUGAAGUUCAACUGCAAGCGACUGCUGCGCUCCGAAACCUCGUGGGAGCAGGACAGAACAAACAACGCAUGCUCGCGCUCGGAUUUGAUAAGGUCUUGAAGCAGGUGCUCGCAGCACACAAGGGGCACAAGGGCAUAGAGGAGCAUGCGACACGGGUCCUUAAGACCAUAGGAACCGACCAGAAUCCUUUGAGACCUGCUGGCUCCUCCAGCCAGGUCGACUCUCCUCCCUCCGCUGCUGCUGCUGCUCCUCCUCCUGCCCCUCCUCGUGCUCGUGCUCGUGCUCGUGCUCGUGCUCCUUUUGCCCUUGCUGCUGCUGCGGCUCUUCUUCCUCCUGACCUUCCUCGCUGA
Molecule: messenger RNA, 2133 nt
Organism: Guillardia theta CCMP2712
Lineage: Eukaryota; Cryptophyceae; Pyrenomonadales; Geminigeraceae
Exons: 2
Coding region: 1-2133 (710 amino acids)
Molecular function (GO): protein binding
Source: RefSeq, a predicted model, not a curated record